Molecule: messenger RNA, 774 nt
Organism: Fusarium proliferatum ET1
Lineage: Eukaryota; Fungi; Ascomycota; Sordariomycetes; Hypocreales; Nectriaceae
Product: putative 40s ribosomal protein S6.e, cytosolic
Exons: 6
Coding region: 1-774 (257 amino acids)
Biological process (GO): translation
Cellular component (GO): ribosome
Molecular function (GO): structural constituent of ribosome
Source: RefSeq, a predicted model, not a curated record
AUGGAUCUGAGGCAGGCCAGGUCAAGUAAACUUGCACCCACCACAACUGGCAAUAUGAAGUUGAACAUCAGCUACCCUGCCAAUGGCAGCCAGAAGCUCAUCGAUAUUGAGGAUGAGCGCAAGCUCCGUGUCUUCAUGGAGAAGCGCAUGGGCGCUGAGGUUCCUGGUGACUCCAUCGGCGAUGAGUUCAAGGGGUACAUCUUCCGCAUCACUGGUGGAAACGACAAGCAGGGUUUCCCCAUGAAGCAGGGUGUCAUGCACCCUACCCGUGUCCGCCUCCUCCUCUCCGAGGGCCACUCUUGCUACCGACCCCGACGCACCGGUGAGCGCAAGCGAAAGUCUGUCCGUGGCUGCAUCGUCGGCAUGGAUCUCUCUGUCCUCGCCCUCAGCAUUGUCAAGCAGGGUGAUGCUGACAUCCCCGGCCUCACCGACGUCGUCCACCCUAAGCGCCUCGGUCCCAAGCGCGCCACCAAGAUCCGCAAGUUCUUCGGCCUCACCAAGGAUGACGAUGUCCGCAAGUACGUUAUCCGACGAGAGGUUCAGCCCAAGGGUGAGGGCAAGUCUCCUUACACCAAGGCUCCCCGCAUCCAGAGACUCGUCACCCCUCAACGUCUCCAGCACAAGCGUCACCGCGCUGCCCUCAAGCGCCGCCAGGCCGAGAAGGUCAAGGACGAGGCCAACGAGUACGCCCAGAUCCUUGCCAAGCGUGUUGCUGAGGCUAAGGCCAACAAGGCCGAUGCCCGUAAGCGACGAGCAAGCUCUAUGCGCAAGUAG